Copidosoma floridanum is the source of this 2861-nucleotide messenger RNA. RefSeq names its product glucose dehydrogenase [FAD, quinone]. The record is from RefSeq and is a predicted model, not a curated record. Gene Ontology annotation, molecular function: flavin adenine dinucleotide binding; oxidoreductase activity, acting on CH-OH group of donors. Lineage: Eukaryota; Metazoa; Arthropoda; Insecta; Hymenoptera; Encyrtidae.
AUGGAACUUCGGACACGGGGUGUCGCCGUGGUUUUUCUCGCCAUCGGAGUUUGGACGGCCGCAGGUUUGCACUAUGAGGUAAGUGACAACAACUACUCCCCAUACGGUCACACCGGCACCGUAACGAACGAGGGAUGCUGCCACUGCAGGUUCAACGACACUGCCUACAUGAACGUGGCUUGCGGCCGGAUCACCUCCUUCAUGACCCUGCUGCAGACCCUCAUGAUGACACGCUGCGACAUCUCGGAUCCCUGCCGACGUACCGGCACCGAUGAGCCCCCGACCGAGCAAUGGUUCGACUUUAUCGUCGUGGGUGCCGGAGUCGCGGGGCCGAUAAUAGCGAGACGACUGAGCGAUAACCCAUACUGGAGGGUGCUACUGGUUGAGGCGGGCCCGGAGGAGCCAUCGCUCACCGCGAUCCCAGGCCUGGCGUUCAACGCCAUCAACUCGUCCCUCGACUGGCGUUACCAGACCGAGCCAACCAAGCCCAACUCCACCGCCUGUUUGGAGUCCAAUGGGGUGUGCGCGUGGCCGCGGGGUAAGAUGGUCUCGGGCACUGGGGGCAUGUACGGAAUGAUGUACGUCCGUGGGCACCCCGACUUUUACGACGAGUGGGCGAGCCAAGGCGCCCACGGCUGGUCCUACAAGGAGCUGCUCAAGUACUUCGAGAAAGCCGAGAACCCCAUCAGAUCGGUCUUCACCAACCAUAAGAUGUUCCGGCGGUACAACACGGACGCCCCCCUCGUCAUCGAUCACUUUCAGCACAAGCCCGAUUUCGCCAACGAGAUGAUGAGAGCUGCCUCCGAGAUGGGGUACAGGACCUCCGACUUCAAGGAGUACCAACAGACGGGCUUCAUGGUCGCGCCCAUGCUCACCCAAGACGGACUGAGGGGCACAACCUCAAGGUACUAUCUGAGACCCGUGGCUGGUAGGCGUAACCUGUACGUCCUGACGAACGCGCACGUGACGCAAGUGAGGACAAACGAGUGGGAUAAGCGGGCCACGGGAAUCGAGCUCAUCGACAAGCUCGGCACCAAGAGGACCUACUUCGCCAACAAAGAGAUCAUCCUCUCGGCCGGCGCCAUAGGCUCCCCCCAGCUUUUGAUGCUGUCGGGGAUCGGGCCAAGGGAGGAGCUCGAAAGGCUCAACCUGCCCGUGAUCAUCGACCUGCCGGUCGGCAGGAACCUGCAGAACCACGUAUCCGUGGGCGUAAAGAUGUCGAUAAAGGACGACUACUACGAGACUCUGUCGACGGACUCGGUGAACGAGUUCCUGUUGAGGCGUACGGGCCCGAUGUCCAGUACAGGCUUGACCCAAGUGACGGCCUUCCUGGAGAGCAGCUACACGAAGCGCGGCGUCCCGGACGUUCAGGUAUUCUUCGAUGGGUUCAGCUCGACCUGUGCCCGCACGGGCCUGGACAUCGAGUGCAAGGACGGCUCCCUCGGCACCUGUCCCGCACGGCGGGAAAUCGUCGCCAGGCCCACGGUCGUCCAGACCAGGAGUCGCGGUUACCUCACCCUCAGGUCGAGCGAUCCGUUGGACCAUCCGCUCAUCUAUCCGAAUUACUUUACUAACGAGACAGACAUGAGGGUGCUCAUCGAGGGUGUCAAGAAAAUCGUCGAGAUGACCGAUACCCAGACUUUGAAGAGGUGGGACAUGAAGGUGGACAAAACGCCCCAUCCAUGGUGCUCGAGAUAUUACUUCGGCACGGACGCUUACUGGGAAUGCCUGAUCCGGGCGCAAACCGGUCCCGAGAACCACCAAUCCGGAACCUGUCGCAUGGGCUCGCGCACCGAUCCUCGCAGUGUCGUCGAUCCCGAGCUGAGAGUGCUCGGCGUGCGCAACCUCCGAGUGGCCGAUGCUUCGAUCUUUCCCGUGCUGACCAACGCGAACCCGGUGGCGGCCAUCGUCGCCGUGGCAGAAAAAGCCGCGGACAUGAUCCAAGCGGCGUGGAAUCCUCCCAGGCCGAGACACGGAUAGGACACUUGAUUUUGCCGCGCUGGCGCCGCAGGAUCAUCUUCAUUGUGACUGACUGAGCGAGGAUACUGUGUCUUUGUUUUUUUUCGAGGUUAUCGACAGUUUGGUGGAAACAUAUCUUGUACGGAUAUCACGAACACUGUAUACCUGAUGGGUAGCCCGAUAUAUAUUUAUAUUGUAGCUGUAAGUUUUUCAGUGUGCUUGUGUGAUCGAAAUGUCGAUGGCGUAUUUUUUUUAUGCCCCUUACGCGAGAGACUAUGAUUUCUUUGCGCGUGUUGAUUGAUUUUUUUUCUUUUUUUUUUUUUUUUAAUCGUCUUCAACCCAACGUGUAUUUAUCCAGUGUACUGUCAUUAAUGGCUAUAUGUGGAUCUUGCAAUGAGCACGAAUAAAUAAUUCACAUAACACUUUGUAAAAAAUGACUUUGAUAAAUAUAUCCCCCCGAAGGAAAAAAAAUUCAAUCAAAAAUUUGCUUUUUUCCGUGAUUAGUGUAGUUAUAAGAUGACACUUCAUCAAUAAUUCAAAAUUUAUGCGCACAACUUCUGAACCUUGACAUAAUUCAACAAACAUCGGAUUGGACGUAAGAAUUUUUCGCUUCUAUACUCAUGUUCAGAACAGUCUUUCAACCUUUUUUUUCAUUUAUGUAUUCGGUGGCAUAAUACCAUUCUUAUGAUAAGUUCGUGUCUAGUUUUCUUUGAAAAGAAAAAAUUAUCCCACAAUGGCACGAGUUUUUCGAGCGUUAGACGUAUAAUUUAAGCUAGAAAUUCAAUGGAAUAGCUCAACAGUCAGUGAGUAGAGAAUUAGAGGCUUGUAACUUCAAAAAAAUUAUUUAUCACGUUACAAUGAAUUUAUAUUAAAAAAUACAAAAAAUCUUUGAAAACCAUGCA